Adineta steineri is the source of this 225-nucleotide messenger RNA. NCBI's taxonomy places the organism in Eukaryota, Metazoa, Rotifera, Eurotatoria, Adinetida, Adinetidae. The record is from the annotation of a GenBank genome assembly.
AUGUUGAACAGAAAGUCCGACGACUAUGAUGCUCCUCUUGAUGGUCGUCCUGAUCUUGAUCAUCGUCUUCGUCCUGUUGUUGUUCGUGCUGGUGUUAGUGCUGGUUGUCUUCCUGCUCGUUCUUAUGCUUAUCUUGAUGGUGGUGAUUCUUCUGAUGAUGCUGAUUCUUAUUAUCUUGAUGUUGAUUCUUAUGAUCGUGAUGGUAUUUAUGUUGGUAAAGACUGA